UAAGUUUCGGAAUUUAAUCAACAAAUCACAUUGAGCGACUUCCUGGUCACUAAGUCUAACUGAGCUCCGAAUCACUGGACUCACUGAUUAACAGUGAUUGUGAGUUUCAGUUGGGCAUUAGACUGUUCUACACACUGCCAUAGCUCUCGGAACUGAAUAAAGAAUAGGUCUAGAUCUAUUUAAAUAUGUUGAGAAGUGCAUUAUCAUUGGCUUUGGCACUUAAGCAGCCUACAUUCUCCAAGUCCAGAUCUAUUUUGGUAAACAUUUCAAAAGCUCAAGUGGUCACAGCAUGUGUGAAGAAUGCUAGCAAUCAAUCUUCAGGACGCCCUUUCCAGAUAGCUAGUUUAGAUCACCUAGUACUGACUGUCAGAGACUUGGAUAAAACUGUCGAUUUUUACACCAAGGUUUUGGGAAUGGAGGUCACAACAUUUAAGGGUGGGCGAAAAGCAUUAAAUUACGGAGUUCAAAAAAUUAACCUUCACGAGUAUGGCAAGGAAUUUGAACCCAAAUCUCAUAUACCAACCCCUGGAUCAGCUGAUCUUUGUUUCCUGACCACCAGUGUAUUAGAUGAUGUAUUAGAACAUCUACAGAGGUUAAACAUUAGUAUAGUGGAAGGUCCUGUUGAAAGAACUGGCGCUGUUGGCAGCAUACGUUCUAUUUACAUUAGAGAUCCUGAUGGAAACCUGAUAGAAAUAUCCAACUACAUAAAUAGAGUGGACAGACUCUGAGGAAUCAAGUUAUACAGAGCUUGACACUUAUCAAACUGAACACUUCAUGCAAGUUAACAAAACAUCAUGCAAGAAAUCAAAACAUCAUACAAGAAAUCAAAACAUCAUGCAAGCAAACAAAAUACAUCAUGCAUUAUACCUCCUGCAUACAAUCUAAACACAAAUACACAUCACUCAAUCUAACAAAACACAUCAUUCAAACUCAACACAUUCAGACAUUCAAUAAUCGGUUCUGUUUUUUGUGAUAUUUUAUUAAAGGGAAACUCCGAUAGUUUUUCAAAUUUUAGUUAUUGACAUAUUUAAAUUCUGCGUAAAAAGUUGUAAUAGUAAACAUUAUAUCAUUUUUUAUUUAAAUGCUCGGAAAAUUUUAUAUUUAAUAAAUUAGACAGAAAAUUCUCCACGCCCCCAAAAAAACGGGAUUCUGCGAGAUGUUUUUAGUUUUUAAAAACGUGACGUCACGAAGGUGCUGGCUAAAUAUAGAUCUAGACCUAUAUAACCGAUAAACUCUCUUCUCUAGUCUAGAUCUAGACCUAUCGGAUCGCAUUUAUUGUUACGCUUCACAGCUAGAUCUAGUCUCCACGUUGAUUUAUAAUCGGUCAUUGUUUAUAAACCUCUAUUUCUACUUGAAGAAAAUUAAAUAUUGUUCUUCAGCUUGUUGCAGUAGUUCCAAUCACAAAGAUAAAAUCAGCAAGUAUGCUGAUACAGAAAUUAGUGUCUCUUUUCAUUUGUUUCCAAGAGAUGAAGUUUUAAAGGGAAAAUGGGGAAAACUUAUUCGCCUGAAGAGCAAAUAUUUUACAAAGGCAUUAGCUAAUUCCUGUUUAUGCUCAAACCAUUUUGAGAGAAGCUGUUUCAGCAACUUCACUGCUGUGGAAAUGGGAUUUUAAAAAAAAAUUGAAGUUAAUACCAGGUGCAGUACCAACAAUACAUUGGAUUUCCAGGCCAAAGAAUUCAAUUAAUGAUACUACUGAGACAUUUUAAACAACUGAAGUUCAUAAAUAUAAAUGAAAUCAGAUUUGUGAGCUAGAAAUUUACUACGAAUACUAGAUCUACUAUUAAAUUUCUUAUUUAAUAAGUAGAUCUAUCGUCUACGAAACUCAAUUCCAACUUUUUAACUUUUGACCUUGGGGGUGUGUCUCGCCGGCUGAGCCAGCGUCAAGCUCUCUCAUCACUUUUUCCAUGUCAACCAAUGUUAGGUCGAAACAGCACAAAAAAAUCAUAAUUUUCUUACGGUCAAACAUACAGUCAUAAUUAAUACACCAUUAGAAAUUUCUUUUAAAGUAUUUUAAUGAUGUAAUAACGAAAAUUUUUUUUUUAUCAAAGAUAAUUUCUUUUUCGCCUCCCUAUCAAUGAGUAUCAAUAGGAUUUGAGUGCACCGUCGUGACGUCACACAGAAAUUCAGUGAAAAUCUGACUGUUUUGGAUGCGCAGAAAAAUUAUGUCACAAAAACAUCAAUUACUAAGUUAUUCUUGCAAAUAAAAAAAAAAGAAUAAUAUAUUCAUUAUCUAUAAAUCAAAACACAUAUUAUAUCAAAAAUUGUCAAAACCAUCGGAGUUACCCUUUAACCAUUUUUUUUUAUACAACUUGAAUUAAAUGGGCAAUGUGCUUGAUAGAUGAUAAUAUAGUUAAUUGUUAGAUCAUUUGAAUAUUUUAAACAAAACAAAUGUAUUCAGUUAUUAGAGAAGUUAUUACGGAGAAAGAGCUCACAGUUACAAACUAAUGGCACAUCCCAAAUCAAUCUCAUUGUUAGGACAAUGUUAUGAACAUAAACUGUAUGAAGCUUGAUAGAACAUUCAGGCAGCUAAAACUAACUUUUGGUAAUUUGUAUACAACACUAAGCUUUUAUUGUUUUCUUUAUAAAUCACUGUGAGUCAUUUGAGAUGUAAUGUUACUCACAAUUAGUUGCAAUUAGUAUAUUAUAUAUGUUUAAGAAUGACUGAUCUCACAUUUUUUUGAACAUAUGUUCUUUCAUUCCCAUCAUCCUCUUGUUUGAAUUAUUCAAAUUUGAGUUAAAUUAAAAUAUAACUUCUUUAAUCCAUGUUAAGAAAACAAUUAUAUAUUAUGUCAUCAGAUUUUGUAUUUAUUCGGAUCUGAGGAGCAGCAAGCCUUCUGUUAACUUGUAUUAAUUGAUAAUUAGCUGUAACAAAUUAUGUAGUCAAUAACUUUUGACCAAGUAAGCAGCUACUGGAAUGAUACUAAAGUGCAGUCUGUCAAUCUUUCUCUCAUACUAACCUGCUGUUAUUUCUUAGACAAGGUGUAUUGGGAUACUGCUAGUAUUUCUUAGACAAGGUGUAUGGGGAUACUGCUAGUAUUUUUUAGACAAGGCUUAUGGGGAUAUCGCUGUUUGUAGUUUUGAUGGUUAAAUGCUUUAAAUAGUCUAUGUUCAAACCAAUGUCAGUGUAUAUUAUUGUUUCAAAUAUCAUAUAAAUUGGUUGCACAAAUCUGCGAUGCAUGUUAUGUGAUUUUUUUUUCUUGAACUGCAAAACAUUUUUGUAAAGAUUUCAGAUUUUAUUUAUAUUUUUGUAUUGAUGUUAAUAUUAAUAAUAAAUGAUCAAGAAAAAG
Biomphalaria glabrata is the source of this 3287-nucleotide messenger RNA. RefSeq names its product glyoxalase domain-containing protein 5-like. The record is from RefSeq and is a predicted model, not a curated record. The transcript is spliced from 4 exons. The coding region runs from base 186 to 728 and encodes 180 amino acids. Lineage: Eukaryota; Metazoa; Mollusca; Gastropoda; Planorbidae.